UUCAAAGUUAAAAUCCUCAAAGAACCAACGAGAGAGAGAGAGAGAGAGAGAGAAAUGGCUUCAAGAAUCCAAAGGAGAGUGGCAUUGCGCCGGAAGUUUAAGUUACUGCGGUCGCUUACCCACUCCAAAUCGGUAAGGAAGAGCUCCAUUAUCCUGGACGCUCUUGACUAUAUUAGCCAACUCAAGAUCAAAUUGGAGGCCUUGAACGUUGAAUAUGCUAACCUCAUCCACCAUCCAAUUCAAGUCCCCACGGUGGUGAAAGUAGAGAAGAUUGAGAAGGGGUUCUUAGUGCGGGUGAAAUGCGAAAAAGGACGAGAUUUGCUUGUUUCGACUAUAGAGGCAUUGGAGCUGACAGGGCUUAUCGUGGUCCAUGCAAAGGUUUCGUGCAACCAGUCAUUUUGCAUGGAAGCCAUUGCCGAAGCUCAGGACCAGACUCAAGAUACCUGGGAUGUUAACGAAGCUGUCUUCAAUGCUAUUGCCAAGCACUUCAAUGGGGGGGAUAGAAUGAUAGAUAAGGCUUAACAGUUAUGUUUGUUAGUUUCAAUGAGAUCUCAUUAAUCUUAUGUCUGGUGGCAAGUGAGAGUUUUUUCCUUUUGAAUCUGGAGUAAAGCAUAAAUAGUAAAUAAAGUGGCACAACUAGACCGACCCA
Molecule: messenger RNA, 649 nt
Organism: Macadamia integrifolia
Lineage: Eukaryota; Viridiplantae; Streptophyta; Magnoliopsida; Proteales; Proteaceae
Exons: 3
Coding region: 55-522 (155 amino acids)
Biological process (GO): regulation of DNA-templated transcription
Cellular component (GO): nucleus
Molecular function (GO): sequence-specific DNA binding; DNA-binding transcription factor activity; protein dimerization activity
Source: RefSeq, a predicted model, not a curated record